Molecule: messenger RNA, 687 nt
Organism: Clonostachys byssicola
Lineage: Eukaryota; Fungi; Ascomycota; Sordariomycetes; Hypocreales; Bionectriaceae
Source: the annotation of a GenBank genome assembly
AUGGUUUCAUUCAAGCAGCUUUCUCUCACCGCCGCUGUCGCCCUCAGCAUUGCUGAGACCGCAGUCGCUCUUCCCAUUCGCAGUAGUGGCAACGAUGCUGAUCUUGCCGCUCGCGAAACCGAGUCAGUUGCCAAGCGAGCGUUCCACAAGAACCUGUUCAACAACUCAUUCAAGGCUCUGAACCUGGGCAACGCCAUCGCCGGCAUUGUCAUGUCUGAACGUGACAAUGAGGAGCGUGCAGUGGAGGAGGAAGUCGAAGAGCGUGACUUUGAGGAAGACCUCGAGGAGCGUGACUUCGAGGAGGAACUUGAGGAGCGUGACUACUACGAGGAAGAGCUCGAAGCCCGUGAUUACGAGGAUUACCUUGAUGAGCGUGAUUUCGAUGACUACCUCGAGGAGCGCGACUUUGACGAUUUCCUUGAGGAGCGUGAUUUUGACGAUUACCUCUACGAGCGUGACUUCGAGGAUUACCUCGAGGAACGUGCUCUGGAGGAGCGCGCCCGAAUCAGCCCCAACAUCGGCGAGAACAUUGGUAAUGGAUUAGAUGCCGCUUAUACUAUCGCUACGACAUACGGCACCAUCAAGAACGCCAUCAAGUCCAUGGGUGGUGGCGGUGAGGGUAAGCGCGGUUUGGAGGAGCUCGAGAGGCGUGCCUUUGAGGACCUUGUUAGGGAGCUGUACUAUUAA